Messenger RNA from Knipowitschia caucasica, 1557 nucleotides. NCBI's taxonomy places the organism in Eukaryota, Metazoa, Chordata, Actinopteri, Gobiiformes, Gobiidae. The record is from the annotation of a GenBank genome assembly.
AUGGUAACUGACACCCAGGGACCGUGUCUCCACUGUCUCUCCUCCAGCAAUAUUUGUGUGUGUUACUUCAUUCUCUCCGCUCUUCUGCGGGCCGCUCAUCUGCGGGCCGCUCAUCUGCGGGCCGCUCUUCUGCGGGCCGCUCUUCUGCGGGCCGCUCUUCUGCGGGCCGCUCUUCUGCGGGCCGCUCUUCUGCGGGCCGCUCUUCUGCGGUCACAGACGCUUCUCUGCUCUGUUUCUCCAUUCUCUUCUUCACUUCCUCUUCUUGAGUCUUCUGUAUUCUUGGUAUUUGAGUUGAGCUUCUUGCCCAAGGCCCUUCUCGUCAGAAUUCGGCCCGAGGAUUCAGCUCCUGGGUCUCAAAUGGCCAGCACUCUGUGUCCCUUCUCCUGGGUGAAGGGACACAGGAAGAAGUCUUUCCUGUACGCUGCUCUGUACGCGGCCGUGAUCCUCGGAGGUCGUCACGUCAUGAAGCAGAGAGAGAAGUUUGAGCUGAGGAGGCCCCUGGUGCUCUGGUCCCUCACACUGGCUGUGUUCAGCAUCUUUGGCGCCGUCCGCACCGGGAGCUACAUGACCUUCAUCCUCAUGACCAAAGGACUGAAGCAGUCGGUCUGUGACCAGAGCUUCUACAACGGACCCGUCAGCAAGUUCUGGGCCUACGCCUUCGUCCUCAGCAAGGCCCCCGAGCUGGAGGUGGUCCCAGAGGCUGUCCCAGAGGUGGUCCCAGAGGUGGUCCCAGAGGCUGUCCCAGAGGCUGUCCCAGAGGUGGUCCCAGAGGCUGUCCCAGAGGCUGUCCCAGAGGUGGUCCCAGAGGCUGUCCCAGAGGUGGUCCCAGAGGCUGUCCCAGAGGUGAGGCUGUCCCAGAGCGUCCCAGAGGUGGUCCCAGAGGCUGUCCCAGAGGUGGUCCCAGAGGCUGUCCCAGAGGUGGUCCCAGAGGCUGUCCCAGAGGUGGUCCCAGAGGCUGUCCCAGAGGUGGUCCCAGAGGCUGUCCCAGAGGUGGUCCCAGAGGCUGUCCCAGAGGUGGUCCCAGAGGCUGUCCCAGAGGUGGUCCCAGAGGCUGUCCCAGAGGUGGUCCCAGAGGUGGUCGCAGCGGUGGUCGCAGAGACCAUGUGGGACACUCUGUUCAUCGUGCUGCGGAAACAGAAGCUGAUCUUCCUGCACUGGUACCACCACAUCACGGUGCUGCUGUACUCCUGGUACUCCUACAAGGACAUGGUGGCGGGCGGCGGCUGGUUCAUGACCAUGAACUACCUGGUGCACGCCGUCAUGUACUCCUACUACGCCCUGAGGGCCGCGGGCUUCAAGGUGUCCCGUAAGUUUGCCAUGUUCAUCACGCUGACGCAGAUCACGCAGAUGCUGAUGGGCUGCGUGGUCAACUACCUGGUGUACUCGUGGAUGCAGCAGGGCCAGGCCUGCCCCUCCCACGUGGAGAACAUCGUCUGGUCCUCCCUCAUGUACCUCAGCUACUUCGUGCUCUUCGUCCAGUUCUUCUACGAGGCCUACAUCACCAACAAGUCCAAGAAGAUGGCCGCCGCCGCCGCCGCCAAAGAGAAGGAUCAGUAA